GCGCGUUCCUUUGCGGACGAGUGACGAGCAUGUAUGUGUUUAUCUGCCUAUCGGUGUGUCGUCGGCAGCGGCUAUUAUUUACCCCCGCCAAGUGUAGUUGGCGUUGUGAUUGACAAGCCCAGUGUGUGUUUGCCUUCGAAACGCGUACAACGUGUGCUGUGUAGAGAACGAAAUAUAAUAAGCGUAAUUUCCAAUUCAUUUUUCCCAAACAAAAAAUCGCAACAAUAACAAAACGAAAAUUCUACUCUACUGUUCGACCUUCUACAACGGUAACGCGUAACGCGAUUGUAACGGAAAAUAAGUACUAUAAUUGGAAAUAUACUGCAUAACGCGUAAAGUAUUAUUUAUUUUAUUAAAUCACAUGUAAAACAAAGAUAAUCUAAUAAUAGUAAAAUAAAAAAAAAAGACUUCAUGCUACGCGGUGCAUGCAAAAUAUUUGGUAUAUAUUCAGCAGAAGAAAAUUUAUUACUGUAGCUGUUGCGCGCCUUUAACGAACAGAAAAAUAAGAACGCCGAACAUUGCACACUUCUGCAUUGCCGUCGCUAGUGGAGCGAUUAGAAUGCAUUAGCAGGACAAUUGCGAAUUGGGCAGGAUUCUGAGGCGGCGAGCGUUGAAACGCACAGGCAGGCGUUGGACAGAGAGUAGUUAGCCAGUUCGUCAGCCGCAAUCAGUUAGUCGGCGUGUAGGUGCGUUCUGCGGAGUGCGCGUGCAUUUGGUGUUUUCUUCAGCUAAUAUUCAAGAGUGCAGCAGCAGGUCGCGCGAGUCAAGCAGUCAGGCAGAUAACUCAGCCGUAAAACACAAAUCAUUUGCAAGUUGCUGCUGCCACUCUACGCGCAAAUGAAACAACAAACGCAAAUUAGAUAGUAAACAAACAAGAAUCAAGUAACACAAAUUUAAAACAGUCUGCCGUGAAUGUGGCGCGUAAAAACAACAACAAUUUGUUUUUGAUUAAUUGCGGUUCAACUCGCCACGCGUAGGUUCUACAAAAAAAAAAAAUAAAUAAAAUAAUAACUGUAGUAUUCAAAUGAAAUAAUACAAAAACAGUCAGAACAGCUUAAGGUGUAUUUGGAUUUUUUAUUUUGAGUGACGCCUUUUGUUUUGAAAAAAUAUAUACUUUUUUUUAAUAUCCUUAUAUAUACUGCAAAUUCAUCCAACAGUUGCAGUAGCAAGAAUUUUUUAAACAAAGUUUGUCCUGAACAUUUUUUUGUUUUUGCUUGAUGUGAAGCCAAAAGUUUGUGUGCAAUUCGAAAACUGUAAGCGCCUGCAGCACUGCGAAACUCCUUCGUCGCGUCAGUUAGUGAAACGCGUCGGUAAUUAGCGUGAAACACGGUUGUCGUCCUAAUCGUCGAAAAAAUCGCGCAAAAGAACUGACGUUUGAUUCGGUGAGGCGAAAAAGUUGUGCAAAAGUUCGUGACAAAUUUCCACAAUUUUAUGUUUAGCAAUCGUAUGUGUUUUGUAGCAAAGCAGAAGUAAUCAUUUUAUACAAAAAUAAGAAGAAGUAGUCCAAAAGUCAAAGGAAAAGCGAGCGUAAGGAAUAGAGAAGAGUAAGCGAAAAUUCCUUUGAAGUUGAUGUCGUAGCGGAAAGCGAGUGAACGUCGAUGAAGCUGUGAUAUUUGUGAGCAUAUACACGCUAACAACAACAACUACUACUAAAACAAGACGAAGAAACAAAACCGCUGAAAUCCAAUUGGGAAUUUUCGCCAGCAAGCAACAACAAGACAAAGAGGCGUUCAUGAAAUUUUACCUACAAAACAAAGCAACUUAACUUUUCCACGGCAACUUUGUAUACGAGCAACUACAACAAGAACAACGACGAGUGUAACAAGCAAAGCAUUGGCGGUACUGGCGGCAAGAAAUACUGUGAAGAACAACUACAAUAAGCAGCUAAUAAUAAGAUAUUUAUGACAGCUGCAACAGUACUACAAAUACACUACAACAAAAUAAUAACAACAACAAGAACAAAAGCAGACAUCAGAACGCAACGGACAGUUGCGAGGAAGCCAAAUGCCAAGCCGCUGAAACAAACCAACCAAUCCCGAAGCAAUCAAGUAUACUAAAACACAAAAUUAUAUACGAGCCCUUAGCGCUAAACAAACAAAUAAAAAGAAGUAUAAAAAUUAAAGUAAAAAUAAAAAAUUAUUAUAAAUUUAUAAAAUACACAAAAUUAUUCCACAACUACAUAUACAAACAAGCAUUGUAUACGAUUUUAAAAAUUAAAUAACUAUAAAGUACACUUUAAGAACAAGAAAAGAGGAAUAAGUUAGAAAAAAGCAGCAACAAUUACACAACAAUCAACUGCAAUACAAAUAUAAAAAGCGGAAAGUAUAUUUAACAAAUAUUUUACUUGCAACAAUUACAAUUCGUUUCGUCGCGUUUUACCGUCGCGUGUGUCGCUUAACAAAGUAACCAAAAAUAAAAACACAAAAAUAAAUCUAAUCAUUCUUUCCAACCACAAAAAUAUUGCAAACAAAUGUGCCUGUUGUGUUGAAGUAAAAAAAAGAAGCAAAGUGAACCAAACUGAAGAAGAAAAAUUGUCUAGAAAUUCAUGCAUACAUAGUUGCUGCCACAUGAAUACAUGCAACUAAGGAGACGUAUGAAAACUGCAGUGAAGUGUUCCUAAAAUUACAAAAACAAAUAAGAAAAAAAUUAAAAAAUACUAUAGAUAAGGAGCGUACAGUGGACUUGCGAGCCAGCCACACAGCAAAGCCCGCACCCACCAAACUCAACACCUCACCCGGAAACCCACAACUCAGCAAACGUUGCACAGCGUGUGCUGCUUGCAAAAGUGGCACAGGUCGGGCUGGACAUCGCUCCCAGAGCAUUAAUGGCUCAACCUAGGUAUGACGAUGGCCUGCAUGGCUAUGGUAUGGACUCGGGUGCUGCAGCAGCUGCCAUGUACGAUCCACAUGUCGGACAUCGGCCGCCCGGAUUACAAGGCCUCCCCACGCAUCAUUCACCGCACAUGACACACGCUGCUGCGGCGGCGGCAACAGUUGGCAUGCAUGGCUACCACACUGGCGCUGGUGGCCAUGGUACACCUAGUCAUGUAUCACCGGUUGCUAAUCACUUGAUGGGCGCAAUACCCGAAGUGCAUAAACGUGAUAAGGAUGCGAUCUAUGAACAUCCACUAUUCCCGCUCUUGGCGCUAAUAUUUGAAAAAUGUGAGCUGGCCACAUGUACGCCCCGAGAACCCGGCGUGCAAGGUGGUGAUGUCUGUUCGUCAGAAUCAUUCAAUGAAGAUAUAGCAAUGUUCAGCAAACAGAUACGAUCACAGAAACCCUACUACACAGCGGAUCCCGAAGUCGACUCACUGAUGGUGCAAGCAAUACAAGUACUUCGGUUUCACCUUUUAGAGUUAGAAAAAGUGCAUGAAUUAUGCGACAAUUUCUGUCAUCGAUACAUCUCAUGUUUAAAGGGUAAAAUGCCAAUAGAUUUAGUGAUUGACGAACGGGACACCACCAAACCACCAGAAGUAGGUUCAGCUAAUGGUGAAGGAAGAAGUAAUGCCGAUUCGACAUCGCACACCGAUGGAGCUAGUACACCAGACGUUGUGAGUACCCCCUUCGCGGGAGCACAUGGUCCUAUAUUGGCGAGCUACAAUGCGGUGGUGCACCCAUGUUCGUAGUACGAUAACGACCUUCUUGCAAAAACGAAGCGGGUGCUCACAAUGCCCUGGGAUUAAAUUAAAUUAAAAGAAAAAACAUGAUAAUAAUAACUAUAAAAAGUAAAGUAAAAUAAAAAAACUUAAAAAGAUCCGUACUAAUAAAAUCUAAAUGAAAACGAAUAAUGCCAAAAAAAAAUUGCAAAACUUCGAAAAAGCAUAAAAACAAAUUCAAGAAAGUCAGAAAUAAGGAAAAAACAUGGCCACAAGCAAAAUUGUAAACUAAUAACUCAAGAACUUAUUAAACAAAAAACCAAUAGUAAAGAAACCCACACCGCAACAACAACAACAGCAAACAAAUUCAUAAGGCGUUACGCACACGUAUAGUAAAACAAAGAAAAAUGGAAAUGGGCAGCCAAAAAAUAUAAAAUUCAAACGCUCAAAAGCAUGAAAAGCUCAAACCAAAAUUUAUCUAAACAAACGAAUGCACGAACAAACGAACGCAUGCACAAACUAGCCGCCAAGCGCCACAGCAACAGCAACAACAGCAACUGAGCAACAUUGCCGCAGCAACAUUCUUCCACUGGUGGAUAAAUGUCCCAGCAGCUAAAUAAUAAAAAAUGAUUUUGUUUCUAUUUCUGUUUUGACAACUGGCAGGAAUGAGUAGCAAUUUGAAAAGAGAAAAUUGCGGCAUUGCCAAGCGCAAAAUUCAUAUGUACAUACAUAAAUCAGCAAUAACUAAAAUAAUUGCACCAAAAAUAUGCAACUAUGCAAUGUAAAUAAUAGUAAACAUAUAAAAUAUGUAAUUUUGAAAGCUGUUAGUUGCAAAUUAAAAUCAAAUCGUUUGCUGCUGUUGCUGACGCCGUCGCAGUGGCAAACGCAGACGCAGUUGUCGCCGUCGAUGCCUCCGCUGCCGUACCAUCGCUGUCAUUGCCAUUUUUUAUUGUCACUAUACGUGGGUGCAACAUCGCCAGAUCAACACCAACAAAUGAAAACAAAGAAAAACAACAGUAACGCAAAGCACUUUGCGCAAAACACCAACAACAAUUGCCAAAUAGAAAAGCAAACAAAAAUAGAAAAAUCAAAAUAAAACCAAAUGCAAAUGCAAACGCAAACGCAAAAGCAAAGAACAGUGAAUUUGUUUGUUGGCGGCCAGCACAAUCUGCUGCGUUGCAGCAUUGUUGCUAGCAACAUGUGUGAGUGAAAUAUGUUCAUUCAUGCUUGUUGCAAGCAGCGGUGUUUGCAGCGUUGCGGGUGCGCGCUGGCAGCGGUGGGAUUCAAAUGAAUUUGUGUAAAUACCACAUAAGAAAAUUUUGCAUUACAAUAACAAAAUCCGUAAUAAUUAAUAUUAGUUUUGUUCAUUGUUUUUUGCAAAAACUAUUGUAAAAAAAGAGUUUUAAAUUUAAACAAAAAACUACAAAAUACAUUUGUAAAAAGUUUCCCAAUAACAACCAGUUAAAAGUAAUAAGUAAAAGAGCAAGAAGAGGAAAAUACAAUUUUUAACACAAAGGUACCACAACUAAAACAAAAAUGUUAAACCAAUGCCAGGGUUAUUGAGUAAAAAGUUUUGAAAUGAAUGCGAAUGCGCAAACGCAAUAAAAUGCAAUGAAAAUUUGAAAGAAGCGCAUUGAAGAGCACGGAAAAGUGAGAAAAAGUACUUCGUUUUUGCAAGAGGCCCAUAUAGCUCGCCAAUAUAUAUAUAUUUAUAUAUAUAUGUUUAUAUAUAUGUAUAAAGUAAUAUAUAUAUAUAUAUGUACUAUUCUAUAUGAAUAUAUUAUUACAAAAGAUUUAUAUAUACCAACCAACUAUAAAUACAUACCUAUAUAUUUGCAUAUAUUAAAUUUUAUUUCAACUAAUACUAAAGAUUUAAACUAAAUUAUUUAUAUAAAUACAUUAGUAAACUAUUUACCGCCGCCUACCGCCCAUUACAGCACGAACCCAAACGGAAAUUAAAAGAACAAUUGCGGUAUUCACAGUACAAUUGUCUAAAGGUAUUAUAUGAAUUGCGUAAUUUCAAUUGUCAGCAAGCGCAAAGUGCCACUGAUUUUUAGCGGCAGCCACCUUUACUUCCUAAGUAUUUUGCUUGAGUUCAAAAUUGAUUUUUUUGUCGAACAGAGUUUGUCGAAAACACUCCACACUGUGAAUACCGCCUUUGACUUACUUUCGAUUUCCACAAUAUUCCUUUCGUUAUGCGGAGGUGUGUCUUUAAUUUCAAUAAUUUUCAUACCUAUGUAUAUAGUUGAAGCGUACGCGCCCAAAUCGGCAUUAUGUGCUGAGCAGUUUUUUUUUGGCGCAGACAAUAUUGAAAAUUCCUACUUUUAUUUUCACCACGAACUUGAAAUUAGCUCGACAGUAAUCUUUCGUUGCUUGUUCCCUUCCCACUGUUUUCUCCAACAUAAAACAAUUAAAAAUAAAAAAAUGUAUUUCCAAAUGCAACUCAGGAUACGGCGAACCAGCAGCAGCUGCAACAACAUUUCACGCCCUUGGAGCAGACUUAUGCGAGCUAUCACAUCAAAAAUGAGGCGGAUUUUUAGUGAGUUUGCGUUAAGAGACGACAAGCGGAAUUUUGUUUUUUUUUUUUAAAACAUCUCUUUGAGUAGUUAACAAUUUUGGGAUUAAGGGCUUAUACAGUAACUUUGCUUAGAAGAAAAAAUGAAAUGAAAUAAUUCAGCUGUAUGAUGCAAAAAUUGCAGCAACCUAAUUUAAUGCGCAGCUGAACUACAGAAAACGGUUUGCAGUCGAACAAACAAUGUAUUGAGCAGUUGUUGCAUUUUUAGGCCAAACAUUUUAACGAGCGCGCAUACGACUGCCGAACGAAGCGCUUUUAGCUGCCGCUUUAGGAGUAACGAGCUUAGCAUCCAUACAGUUGCACAAAAACUCGUGAUGACCAGCUAAUCAACUCGAUUAAAUUUUUUUAAAUUAAAUGUUGCAAACAGUGGGCGGCGUAACUUUUCAAGGGAUGGGUAGAGAACAUUACUUCCAAACAGAAACAAAAAAAUGCAUAUAUAUAUACUUCAAUCACUAAUACUACUACGAUUUCUACCCCUACUACAAAAACUACUGUACACAACGGAUAUACGUAAUAAUUUGUAAUGACUGAGAAUAUAAGUAACUAAAUAAAAAAUUAAAAACCAUAUACGUAAAGAAAUAACUGAAAAUUAACAAAUAUAUAUAUAUAUAUAUACAAAGUCUAAUGUAUAUUGUGAGCGAAGGUCUAGUUUAUAGUCAAUAGCAGAGGGCAGUACGUGAAGGAGCAUACUUAGGCAAGCGUUUAGUGUAACUGUAAACAGAUAUACGUAAAAAUGCACUGAGCGCAAUUUUUUUUUUCUUUUUGUUUUUUUUUUUGUUUCUUUGUUUUUUCUUGGCUUGAGUACGAUUAGUCGGUUUACAACUAGUUGAAGGCAAAAGGAAAUAUUUUGUAAAAUAGCAACAGCAACUUGAGAAAUUCAAGUUAAUUUAAAAUAAUAUUUAAGGCAAAUAAUACAAUAUAUAUAUAUAUUUACAAACUAAACUUUAAUAACAGAGGGAAACUAGAAGCGGUGAAAAUGUUAGUGUUAAUUUAAUUUUGAAUAAUAUUCCUUUGAAAAGAAGUAAAAUAAACUCAUAAUACGUAAUUAAACAAAACAAACAAAUAAAAGUAAAUGUAGGUGAAAGUAAAACACUAAAACACAAAGUAUACGAUUUUUCUUAAGGAAAAUUAAAAAACAAGCUGUUAUACGAUUUCAAAAACACAUACAUACAAACAUACCAUUCAUGUCCUUAACUAACACUCAUACAAGCGCACUAACAUACACAUGCUCAAAUUGCUGAAUUGUCUUUUUAUUUUUUUUAUUCUUUUUUUGGCUUCUUAUUUCAACUUAACUUUAUUCCCCACUUGUUUUUGGCUUUUCAGCAUUUUUUGCAACUUCUCUUGCCCAUACGAAAUUUUCCUAAUUUUCAUGCAUAUUUUUCGUAAUCUUAAUAAACUUAUGCUUCAUUUUUAAACUUGCCAAUAUUGCAUAAACAAUUUUCUUUCACUACGAACAAAUUCACCAACAAAAUUUAUUACAACCGACAGUGCUGUUCAAAAAAUGCGACCAUUUAUACGUAAUAUACUGCAACAAAAAAAAAAACAAAACAAAUAAAAAAAAAUUAUAAAAUGUUUAUAGUAGUGUAAAUGUUAUUUAAUACAUAACGAAAACCCAAGUUAGUGUGAAUAAAAUGGAAAAAAACCUAAGUUCAAAUGAAAGUAUACGAAAUGAUUUUUAUUUUUUUAUUAAAUUUAACUAUUACUUUAGAGUGUUGAAUUUUAAUAUAUGAUAGAAAGAGGAGAGGAAAAUAUACAUACAUAUAUACGAAAACUUACUAACAUUAAACUUCUAAUUCAUAAAUACAACAUAGCAUACAAGCAAACACACACAGACACACACAUUUAACAGACAAAUAAACUAUACUAAAUACUAUUCCUAUGCUUAGCUUGUCCCGUCAAGGCUGCGCAGUGUAGCAGAGCUGGGCAUGAGUAAACCCUACCUACUAUGUACAUUGUGACUUCAACUACAACUUUAAAUUCAAAAAACAAAAAAUUAAAAAAAAAAAAUCUUUGAACCUUAAACUAAAGUAACGGCGAAGUGGUAUAAGAGGGGCAGCAUGAGGAGUAUCCGGAAGCAAUGAAUUUCAGAAAAUUGAGUUUUGUGUGAGGAAAGCAAGCAUAUUUUUUAACUUUACAUUUUGCGAUGCAUGUGAAAAUGUAUUAAGUAGCGAGCUUUAAGCUUUUAAGCACGCCUUUUCAAAUAUCAAAUCGUUGAUGAAUAGGUAGAGAAAUUCAAAUAUUGGCACUUUUUCAAGCAAGUUCACCAAAUUAGAGGUCUUCAAUGUGUUUACAUCGAAAACGCGCUGAAAUUGCAAUCAAACUGCCUUAGAACUCCAAUACAGAAAUUCGAAAUUUUUGAAAAAAAUUUUAAAUCGGAAUUUGAAAGUUAGUUAGUAUGCGUCUUCCUGCAGGUAAUAACUCGUAUAUUAUAAAAUUUUUUAUGUAAAAUGUAGCUAUGCGUGUCAAGUCGGCAUAUGUAUACACACAUGUAUGUGUAUUUGUAUAUAGAAAUCGCGUAAAAACUGUGAGACGCAUGGGUACUGAAAGACUGAAAAACCACCCACGCAUGAAAAUUUCAAAGCCUACUUGGCGUAUAGUUCCAAUUAUCUUCUGCAAGUUUAGCAAAUUGCUCCCUCUCUCUCUCUCUCUGUCUCUUUCUUCCUCUACAUCUUCCAACAUACAGCGUCGCACUCUCGCUGUUAAGCUUUCAUUCAUUUUGCGGCGAAAGCGUUAUACUGUUUGCCUUCAACUUAUUAUGAAAGCUCCGUACUGCUUUUCGUAUUUCAACUCAUGCCCCCCUCUAUUGCCACAUGACCUUUAAGAAAAUGUAUACAUAACUACUAUCUUGUUCUUUCGCUUCUAAAUACGUACUUAAUAUGAUUCCAAUAUGGAAAAUUCAAAACUCACACAAGAAAAUCGAAAGGACAAUGAACUAUCUCUGUACGUACUAACUAUAAAUCUAGAAUACUUAUUAUUAUUAUACAUAUAAAUACAAUAUUUUUUUUCUUUGCUUCAAUUGUAAAGCUAUAUGGGCAUUGGAAGCAACAACAACAAAUACUACAAUAUAAAGCGUUGAAAAUUAAUAGAAUUAAUGGAAAAGCAACUAUCUAAGAGAAUUUCAAAACUUUUCUAGCUGAUGAUAGUAGCAACUUUUGAAAUGCAACAAAAUUUUUUAAUAUAGUAAAACUUGUAUACGUUUUUCUUUAACUUACGCGUAAGUAAAGCAAAAAAUUAAUUAUAAAUAGGCGUGAAAGGAGUGAAAAUUAAAAUAGCUGGUAAAGGAAAUAGUUGUUGUACUUUUUUGUCAUACAAAUAUGUAAAAAAACUAAAAUGAAAAUAAUAAUAAAGCACAAGUGCGACUGAUUUUGUUGAAGCACAGAACCUAAGCGCGUUUGUGCUGUUUGUAAAAUAUUUAAUAAUAAAAAAAAGAAUUAAUAAAUAAAAACUGGAUUAUAAGCAAAUAGCAACGGAUAGAAUUAUUAAAAUAUGUUAUGAACUAAUAAAGUAAUUUUCCUAUUUUAAUUUUUAACUAAAUCGUGGCAAACUGUGUUCGCUAAUUAAUGAAAAAUAGUAAUACAAAUGAGUUGAGCAAUGAACACAGUGAAAAUGAUUUUCCAAAAGCUUUGCUAUGUUGAAAUUCAAUUUUUUAAGUGACCUAAAUACUUAAUAAUUACUGUAUUAUUUUUAUUAUCAGAAAAAAGGAAAAAAAAAUAUUAUUGGCAUGCAGAAAUUCUGUUCACUAUUUGUUAUUCUGUUAAAUAAGAAAUUCCAAAAACAAAAAAAAAAAAAAUUGAAGUUUUAAAAGGUAUUGAGAUACGAGCAUAAGAAAAUCAGAAUGAGGAGGAGGAAACGUUGAUAUCGCAACUGAAAUACGUAAUUUGCUUUAGGUGAUAUAUAUAUUAUUAAAGCUUAAUUAAUUGUCUAAUAAAAAAAUUA
Molecule: messenger RNA, 10106 nt
Organism: Anastrepha ludens (Mexican fruit fly)
Lineage: Eukaryota; Metazoa; Arthropoda; Insecta; Diptera; Tephritidae
Gene: hth
Product: homeobox protein homothorax
Exons: 6
Coding region: 2825-3625 (266 amino acids)
Source: RefSeq, a predicted model, not a curated record